AUGGGUUUCAAGAAUGUUGCUGGCAUAUUCUUGUUUCAAGGCUAUAAUUACCCUACACCCUUGCACAAAGCUUUAGACAGCAACAAUCAAACCGAUAAUGGCCUGCCACCCGGGGUACAGGGUGAUUUUAUCGAUGAUUUGAUAACCGAACAUAAACAGCAAAUAUUAUCCUCUAUACUAACGGAAACUCUGGAAACGGGAGCCUCACAAACAACCGGAGAAAGUAAACAGUUUCUGGGCAAUAAAUGUGCCACCUGCACCUGUGGCGUGCCCAAUGUCAAUCGCAUUGUGGGCGGUUCGCGUGUACGCACCAACAAAUAUCCCUGGAUUGCUCAAAUGUUAAGAGGCUCUUUUCAGUUCUGUGGCGCCACUUUAAUCAACGAUCGUUAUGCCUUGACCGCAGCUCAUUGUGUGUAUGGCAUGGAUAUGAAGGGUAUUUCAGUAAGACUUUUGCAAUUGAAUAAAAAUUCCGCCUCCCAAGGCAUUUUACGCAAAGUGGCCUUUGCCAAUAUGCAUCAGCUCUACAAUCCCACGACCCUACAAAAUGACAUAGCUCUGCUGAGACUGGAACAGCCAGUGCCCUUGCUAGAUCCCAUAAGACCCGCCUGUUUGCCCACCAACUCUAAUCAAAAUUUUGAUUUUAAACAGGCCAUAGUGGCGGGUUGGGGUUUGACUUCGGAUGGUGGUGAUCAGUCUACCUAUUUGCAGGAGGUGGUGGUACCCGUCCUAACUAAUGCCCAGUGUAGGGCCACUUCCUACAAGUCCAUGAUUUUGGAGACCAUGUUGUGUGCAGGGUAUUUGCAGGGCGGCAAAGAUGCUUGCCAAGGAGACAGUGGCGGUCCUUUGAUUGUGCGUGAUGGCAUUUUCCGUUUGGCUGGUGUGGUAUCCUUUGGCUAUGGCUGUGCCAAUCCCAAUGCUCCCGGGGUUUAUACCAGAGUUAGUAAAUAUUUGGACUGGAUUGCAGCCAAUACACGGGAUGCCUGCUAUUGUGUGAGAUAGAGGAGAAAGCUGAUUCUAAUUUCUAAUUAUUUUGUUCCACAGUAAUUUUAAUUUAUUUAAUUUUUUGUAAAGAAAAUAAAGUUUAUUUUUCAUAAUUCAUUUCAA
This is a messenger RNA of Calliphora vicina (urban bluebottle blowfly), 1104 nucleotides long. RefSeq names its product trypsin-1. The transcript is spliced from 4 exons. Gene Ontology annotation, molecular function: serine-type endopeptidase activity. Gene Ontology annotation, biological process: proteolysis. The record is from RefSeq and is a predicted model, not a curated record. The coding region runs from base 1 to 999 and encodes 332 amino acids. NCBI's taxonomy places the organism in Eukaryota, Metazoa, Arthropoda, Insecta, Diptera, Calliphoridae.